AGGGACCGUCCGGCCGCUCCUCACUCAGUUCCACAGCUCCGCAUCGUGCGCUCCGGACACACCUGGGGCCGUGGUGCGCGGCUCCGGGAGUCCGGCUGGAUGCGCGAGGGGCGCGGAGACAUGAGUCACUGGAUCCGUAGGAAGCGGCUCGUUUUGGGUCUGCUGAAGCCAGUGCUGAGCUUGUCCCUGGUCUUCGCAUCCUUCCUCAUGCUCCACAGGCUCGCAGAGAAGGACGCGCUGGGGCUGAAAGCGGGCGGCACCAGAGCCUGGUGCGGUUCGGACUGCUUCUCAUUCAAACACAGUGUGACCACGGAGGGGCCCACGGAGCAGGACGCACAGCGCUCAUCCAACGCCACUGCCGCGUCUUGGGAUUCGCAGGUUUUGAACUGCACCGAGAACGCGUCCUUGCGCUCUCAGGACUGGUUCCGCCGCCUGGACUCCAGGUUCCACCAGUUUGUUCUGCGGAAACAUUGCCGCUACUUCCCGAUGCGCAUCAACCACCCGGAGAAGUGUGCGCGCGGACACGUGCACCUGCUCAUCGUGGUCAAAUCCGUGAUAGAGCAGCAUGACCGGCGCGAGGCCGUGCGUCUCACCUGGGGCCGCGAGUACGAGACCGAGGACGGCAGUGUCCGGACCGUCUUUCUUCUUGGGACCGCGUCCACGGGUAAGGACUCCCGGAACCUGCAGCGGCUGCUGGAGUACGAGGACCGGCUGUACGGAGACAUCCUGCAGUGGGACUUUAUGGACACCUUCUUCAACCUGACCCUCAAAGAGGUCAACUUCCUCAAGUGGUUCAACAUCUACUGUCCACGCACGCGCUUCAUCUUCAAGGGGGACGAUGAUGUAUUCGUCAACACGCACAAUCUACUGGAACUCAUAAAGUUCAAGACCGAGGAACGGCGGGACGAGCAGCUCUUCGUGGGAGACAUUAUCUACAAGGCGGGCCCGAUUCGGAACCGGCAAAGCAAGUACUACAUCCCCAAAGAGUUGUACGACGGGAUAUACCCACCGUACGCGGGCGGAGGAGGCUUCCUCAUGUCCGGGGCUAUGGCGCGCAGCCUGUUCCUUGCCUCGGAGACGGUGCAGUUGUACCCGAUAGACGAUGUGUUUUUGGGCAUGUGCCUGCAGAAGCUGGGCUCUGCCCCGGAGCCCCAUCCGGCCUUUAGAACAUUCGGGGUAACGCGGCGGAAGGUCAGUCCCUUGAACCAUGAGCCCUGCAUAUACAAACAGCUCAUAGUGGUGCAUAAAAUGAGCGUACCCGAGCUGCUCCGCAUGUGGAACAUGACGCACGACGACAACCUGGUGUGCGCGCGCUCCACCGCCAUAUGAGAACACAGAUGCGGGCACGGAACGUCAGCCCGUCACGCACGGACCCUGAAGUGGCUCUGGGACUACGGCCACGUUCACGGUGUCGUUUUAGAGGAGCUACACCUUGACAUGGACCGUGCGUAAUUGUGCCAACGCGCGCAGCUGCGGUGGAAAAAGUUUGGCUCCUUUUCUGAAGACUCCAGCCCACACGGUGCUCCUCACAGCAGGAGGAGUUAGAUCCUAACUCUAACCUGAACGGUUUUAGUUCAGACAUGAGUCAGCGCACUGGACUGGACCCUACUCUGUGCCAUUCAUCAUGAAGUGCCUAUAUGCGUUUUAUUUGGACCCGUUUUGGAGAUUUCAUAAUAAUUAUAAUAAUACAAAACACUUGUAUAGCGCUUUUCAAGAUCCUCAGACAAACGAAAGCAAACAAAAGAAAUAAGAUAGUUCAUGAAAGGUGGUUUUAAAGAGAUGUUUUUUUUUUUUUUUUUUUACAUGGAGUGUGUGGAGGAGUCUCUGAUGUGUUGAGCAGGGAGUUUCAGAGUGGGGGCAGCAGCGGAGAAGGCCCCGUCCCCCCAGAUGUCGUGUUUAGUCCCGGUGGGGGGAGCUGAUAAGUGGGCACGAGCGAGGGCACGGGUGAGGGCGCGGGUGAGGGCGCGGUGGUGCUGGGUGAUGGUGGGUGGUGGGUUUCAGGAGACUGAGGGGAGAGGGACGGAGGGAGUGAUGGAUGAGGAAAAGGCGGGGUUGGGGACAUGUUUGAUGUGCUGUUCACAGGAACGGGUCUGGUCAAAGAUGAUGCCAAGGUUAGGGAGGUGGGAGAAGGAGGAGACUGAGGAGCCGUCAGAGGAGAGGAGGGUAAGGUUAUUUUUGGGUUUUGGUGAGUGUUAUGGGGCCGAUGAUGAUUAUUUGAGUUUUGUUGCAGUUGAGUUGGAGGAAGUUUUGACUGUUGACAGAAGUUUAUUUGCGAGAGUCAAACAGUGGUACGACAAAGAUAUUUCUUAAUGAUAUGGACAGAUGCGGUGGCUAGGUAGAAAUUCAGGAUGGGGGCUCUGUCUCAGGCGCUCAGCCCUGUUGAUUGAAGACCCCCCUCUGUACACGGUGGGGUCUUUGGGCUGAAUGACGCAUAAGGGACACGAGGGUUGGAGGGAGAGGAGGGAGAGCGCGCUGUCAGACGGUGUUGUCUGGAUAGGCCUGUAUAAAUAGGGCUUCUGGGUAAUUGAAGAUGUGGUUGAGCUGAGUUGGAGCGAAGAGAGUGGAGGUUGACGCGUGGUCCUGCUCCUGAAUCUUAGUCAAUCAUAUUAACUCCAUUUUGGUAUAAAAUGUCAUUAAACCAUAACGUGGAUUUGCACGUGCAGAAUGACCCGAGACAUGUGGCAACAACCUCUUUGAAUAAAAUGUAUUUAAAACCA
Boleophthalmus pectinirostris (great blue-spotted mudskipper) is the source of this 2717-nucleotide messenger RNA. It is a transcript of the gene b3gnt7l, whose product is annotated as UDP-GlcNAc:betaGal beta-1,3-N-acetylglucosaminyltransferase 7, like. The record is from RefSeq and is a predicted model, not a curated record. Lineage: Eukaryota; Metazoa; Chordata; Actinopteri; Gobiiformes; Gobiidae. Gene Ontology annotation, cellular component: membrane. The transcript has a single exon. Gene Ontology annotation, molecular function: hexosyltransferase activity. The coding region runs from base 100 to 1329 and encodes 409 amino acids.